Plasmopara halstedii is the source of this 1194-nucleotide messenger RNA. RefSeq names its product protein disulfide-isomerase domain. The transcript is spliced from 2 exons. The coding region runs from base 1 to 1194 and encodes 397 amino acids. Gene Ontology annotation, cellular component: Golgi membrane. NCBI's taxonomy places the organism in Eukaryota, Oomycota, Peronosporomycetes, Peronosporales, Peronosporaceae. Gene Ontology annotation, molecular function: flavin-dependent sulfhydryl oxidase activity; protein disulfide isomerase activity. Gene Ontology annotation, biological process: protein folding. The record is from RefSeq and is a predicted model, not a curated record.
AUGGGAAUAUUAUAUGAUAGGUCAUUAGAGUUGUUAAACGCUGUGUUGUACGCAAUGCUACAAGUAAUUCUGGUGACAUCUGCUGUGUUUGCGGUAUUCGCCUCGGAAAGGAUAAACACAACUCAGAGUCAAGUAAGUCUGGUGCGCCCUGAGCGUGUUUCGCUCUUUCAUAAACUAGAAAUUGUGCGUACACUGGACAUUAACAGCUUCAAGUCCAUGCUUAAUGAUACGCAUACCGUUUGGCUCGUGAACUUUUACUCCCCAUGGUGUCCUCACUGUCUUCAGUUUGCUACUGAAUGGGAAGAUGUGGCAAAAAUUUACGCCAAGGUAGAAUCCAUCCAACUAGGCGCCGUGGACUGCACAACACAGAACGAGAUUUGCGACCGUGAGGGCGUUUACUCGUAUCCUGGCAUCAAAAUGUACCAUGUGCCACCAAAAAGUAAGGCAGCCAUUGAUAUGUCCCAUGAUGAUAACGUCUAUGCCCGACAUGUUGCCAAGUGGAUCGAGGAGACACUAAAGGAAAACGGAAUGGGGCCAAUUAUCAAUGUAGGCGGGAUAAACUCGAGCACCUCAAAGCAUCGCGGUCUGAUAAAAUUAUAUAAAUUUGGAGACCCAGUAGAGCCACUUUACAAUGAAAAGGCUAUGGACACUCGUAUUAAAAGACUGAAGGAUGCAGGAAGUACGGUGUUGCUAACGCUUGAGGACGGUUUCUUUAUGGGCACGACAAUGUUGACAGGGGAACGAUAUGAGGCUGCGGUAACGUGGGUACAGACACUGGCAAUAGCUUUUCCGCUAAAAGAGAAUCGCGCUGCGUUUGCGCUGCUUUUGGAUUUGAUAAGACAGCAGCAGACAUGGAGUCAAAAAGACUGGAAUGCUGUGUUGUACAAGUGGAAAGACUCGGCUAAUGCGAUCAGUUAUCCUACGAAUUUAUUUGCCAGCAAGGAAAAUUUGAGCUUGUGCACAACAUUUACGUGCGGGCUGUGGACGCUGUUUCACAGUUUGACGGUCAAUGCUGAUCAGCUGCAGCCGAGCAAGGUCCUCAAAGCUAUUCGACUUGUUGUUGAGCAUUUUUUUGGCUGCGAAGAGUGCAGACGUCAUUUUUUGAAGGCAAGCCCCGAUAUUAUUGUUAAAACGCUGGCGCUUGCAGAUGACGAUGGCUCUCACGUCAGUCAACCGAGUUCUUGGGAAACCUAG